UUUCGAGGAGAAGAACUCGCCAAGGGUUUGACUGCGACAGGAGCAGGUGAUAAUCCGUUCGAGCCAGGUCUGGUGAAUACGGAAAAGAAGAAGCUGAAGGCGGCGUUGAAACAGAUACGAGAUCGAGAGAAGUGUCAAAGUGAGCUCACCGAUGUGCAGCAACAGUCAGUGACUGAAAUGCGACAGAAUGCGGUCCUUCUUGAAUCUCUUCAAACUGCUCCGCAGCCGCUUCCAGCAGCAGAGCUUCAGCAAGCACCUGAAGUCGAUGUCGACCAUCUCAGAUUAGCGCUCAAAGAGCUGGAGCUCGAAAAUCGUCUUUCACGAGAACUGAAUACAGAAUAUAGUCAUACAAUGCUCGAGAUGGAGAAGGAAGUGAUUGGAUUGAAGGCUCAAAUCACCUCACUACGUGGGGAAUCCGAGCAUUUUGAGAUGGAGUUGAAGUUGCACGAAAUGCUCGAGGAGGAGCUGGAAAGGGAACUGUCGGAUGUCAGAUCAAAGAACCGGGAACUCACAGAGGCCAUGCAAAGUCAUGAGGAGUCUCAAGAGCGGUUUAGUGAAAGAGUGUCUUGUGACGCAGUUAAGAACAAUGAGCGUUUGAACGAGCUCAUCUCAGAAGUUCGUGACCUACGUGAACGGAACGCUAUGUUGCAGCAACAGCUCAAUGUCGCGACAGACAAAAUUGCUGAGGAGGAAAAUCUCCUAGCUGAGGAGCGAGAGCACUUCUCUGAAAUAGACAAAGCACAUUGCGAAGAAGUAAGAGAGCUGUCGAUCACAUUAGCCGACGCUCGCCGUACAAUUUCGGAUAUGGAAGUGCGGUUGGCCGAGGCUGAGGGUAACUUCGCUCAGAGUCAAACCCUGAUUGCCGAUCUGACAAGUGCGCUAGACAAGAAAUCGCUGGAAUUUACACAACUUAAUCGUGAACUCAGUCGAGUGCGAGAAGCCGACGUCGUUCAGAUGGCAGCAGCAGCUCGACAAAAAUGCUUGGAUAUGCAGACUGGUCUUCUACGGGCUCCCAACACCACCUCUGAACUUGUGGCCAACGUGCUUGUCGGCGAAACUGAAGCUGUUCGUCCAGACGCUAAUCAUGGCCUUGUUGUGAAAUCAGCAGACAAUAAGACUGGAUCUGAGACAUCGUCGACGGAAGAGCCAGCUUCAUCCGAGGCUGAUAAUGGUGUCGAAGCGAAUGCUUUGCCGACUGGGAACGACCUGUUCGCUGAGAAUUUGAUUCUUCGACAAUGUAUACACGAGACGAGUCAGAUGCAGAACGACCUUAGUCAGGACGUUGAAAAGAUGUGGCAGUUAAAAACGGAACUUGAGAAUGCAGUCGAAGUCCUCAAAGGCGAAAUUUGGUCCUUGAACAGCCAGUUGAAAGCGUCUAUCCUGGAUCGAGAACAACUGCAGGAUCGUGUGGUGCAAUUGGAUACGUCGCUGGAAGCAGAGAAGAAGAGAGCCGAUGCUCUUGAUUGUGAACUUUCCGAACAGGCAAGCCGCCUUGAUUGGGAGCCAUUUCAAAUUUUGUUCUUGGACUGGACCUCCAUCUACACCUACAAUUAUUCUGAUUUCAUUAAGUUUUUACAGACGGAGUUGACAGAAAAAGCGUCCCGACAGGCAGCAGAAGCUGAAAAUGAAAGCAACCGUCGUUUGGCCGAAUGUCUCGAGAUGGAGACUCGAAGGGAGCAAGUGGAGAAGGCAUAUGCUCAGCUCAGCGAAUACUACAGUCAACUUCAGUCCGCUUACAAUGUGAUCUAUGCAAAAUUGAAGCAGAUCGAGACGGAGAAAGCUCUAGCCGAAAGCGAACAACAGGCUGCUAGCUCUUCCACGCAAGACAAAAAUGUAGAACAUGUGGUGAAUACAAUGAUAUCCGAGCUGCAUCUGAAUGUGGAUGACGGUCUGAGUCUUCAUGGAAAAGUCCUCUUGAUUCAGAAAGUGUUGCGAGAGAAACUUGUUGAGCUGGAGCAGCACCACUUGGCAAUAGCUGAACAUCGACGAACGAACGAAGUACUCAACGAGCAACUCAAAUGUCUUGAGGAGCAAUCACAGAAAGCUGGUUGUGAGACUGUAGAUAUGAUGACGCGUCUGAAGCAGCUCGAAGGAGAACUGGAAUGGAAGAAAGACGAAUGUAAUAGUCUGCAUAGACGAGCCGAAGAGUUGCAAGCAGCUAUCGACCAGCUGGUGGAGCGAAACACUGAAACAGAUGCUCUGGCGACAUCGCGACUACGCAUUGAGCUGGCCAUUUUAGCUGCCAAGUUGGCAACUCGCCAAGCAGACGUCGAUGCGCUCUUCCGUGCCAAUGCCGAGCUGGUGCACACCAACGUCCGUUUGCAGAACGAGCUGGAUGAGACCGAAGAGAGGGCUACCACCAGUGAUCAGGAUAUUAGGAUUCGCGAUUUGCAGGCCGAAUUGUCUGCGUCGCGAAACAAUGAAGAGUCACUCAGACGGCAACUGGAAGAAGUUAGAUCCAUUCUCAACGAAACAGAGCAGAAACUCGAAGAAUUUGCUUCUGAGAAGGAUAGGUCCAGUCGGCAGGCUGAUGUGCAGCUACAGACACGAGAGCAACCUGAGACACUGUCCCGACCUGCAGAGUGCUUGUCUGCAGCAACAAGUUUGGAGGAGUCUCUGAAAGAAUCUGUUGGAUUGCAGGAGGAGGUUGAACGACUGCAGGCUAUCGAAAAACUGCUUAAUGAGCGAAUCAUGUGCUUGGAAGAUCAGCUGCUUGAGGUGGAGGAGAAGCUUCAAGAAACAGAGGAGGAGUUUAUUAGCGAAAGGCAGAAAGUGGAGGCAUUGGAAGCUGAGAAACAACCCAGCUCGAGAGAAGUGGAACAAGCUGAUGUCUCCAUUCAGAGUGACAUUGAUGACAGCAGUCAGUUGUGUACUGCCUGCAAGACACGUGAGCAGCAUGCUGAAAAGUCAAAUGAAGACGAGUGGGGAUCGGAAGCGGCGAGCAGCACUGCACAACACCUUAGAAGCGUCACUGAACUGUCUAAAGUGAAGGAAGAGCUGGAGAAAAUUCGAAAGCAGUUGACAGAACAGAAGUUGAACCCAACUGAGCUGAGUGCUGUUGUGAAAGAAUUCCAGGCACUGCAACAACUUUUGAGAGAAAAAGAUGAGUUGUUUGCGGCCGGAGACAAGCCAGAACAGCAGUGGGGCUGGGAUGAUGCCCAACCUGAAGUCACUGUUGAUACAUCUGCUUUGCGAGACAGGCUUUCGGAAAUGGAAUCGAUUGAGCGUCAACAGCAAGAGACGAUACGAGCGCAGGAAAGCAGAAUCAGAUCACUGGAGGAAGAACUGAGUACUGCUGAUGCCUGUCGAGAGGAGCUAGAGGACGCCACGGAGCAGGUCAACACGCUGCAAAAGGAGUUGAGAGAGAUGAAGAAACAAGCCCAAGUGUAUAGUGAAGAACAACAACGUCUGGUGAACAGAGUUUCUGAGUUGGAAGCGAAAACUGAAAACGCAUGGGGUGACGAAUGGGAUAGCGCAGAUGGCGGAACUGAUGAAGGAAAGGAGGAGUUGGAGCAGUCAAGAUUGGAUGCUCAUCAACGUAUUGCCGAGUUGGAGCUGCAGAUCGAGCAGAAGGUAUGUGCUCUGGUGGAUGCUGAAAAGGAAUUGGCGAUGUUGCGAGAACGUCUUCAGGCAAAAAAUUCUGAUCUACCAGCUUCUGAUGAGCAGGCGUCCAGAAAUAUAGAGAGUGCGUUGGAAGAAGAACGUCAACGAAGGGAAGAGGCGGAGGCACUUGCAGAAAAUUUACGACAGGUUGCUGCAACGUUGAGAAGUCAAGUUGAUGAUCUCCAAGAGAAGCUUCUCAACGGAAUGGAAUCUGCUGAAAAGCAGCUUAUUCAGCUCAAUGAACUGAAUUCUGAGAAUGAGCGUCUUCGGAAAACUAUAGCUUCGCGAACAGAACUGGUGGAAGCCGAGCAUCAACGGAGCGAGUCGGAACUUGAGACCUUGUGCGAGGAGCGCCGAAGAAUUCAAAACGAGCUCUCUAGCGCGGAAAACGAGAAGAUCCGUCUGGAAGAGCAACUGAUGGCGUGUGAGAUGAAAUGCGACGAUCUGAAGAUCGAAUUGCAGCUGCAGAAAGCAAACAAUACGGAACUCACGGGCUUGCACGAGGAAGCCAAGAAACGUUGCGAGGACGCCCAGAUAGCGCUUAAGGCUGUUGAGGCAGAAAAUUCUGCAUUACUUGAACGCUUAAGAAAAGCAGAGGCCGAACUGAAUAAGUUGCAGUGUCAGCUGCAAGAGACGCUAUCGCAUUGUGAGCAAAAGGGACUUAGUUCCGACGACGAGGUCCACGGAAAUGCUUCUCAGUGGGAGCGGCUAGAGAAGAUACUCAGUGAAGUACGACGAGAACUUGAAGAGAAGGAAUUGCAAAACUCCCUGCUGAAGGAUAGCGAGGCUCGACUUCUCGACUCAGUCGAUGAGUACGGUCUCCAAGCUGAGAACUAUCAAAAGGAAGCUGAGCGAUUACAAAACGUUGUCGAUCAGUUGGAAAGGGAGAGAUUGGAACUUGAGGAAGAAGUUGAGAAGAUGCGAAACAGCCAUGAUCGUCUUGGAGAGGCAGAGAACAAAGUGAGGGUGAUGGAGAGGGAACGAAAAGAACUCGAGGAACGCUUGAAACAUCAGAGUACCUCGACGGCAUCUUCCUCCAUUCACGAUACUGAAGAAAUGUCCAAACUUAGCAAUCAACUGAACAUGCUGACGGCUGAAAGGAAUGAGCUGCGCACUCGACUUCAGGACGCGGAAUCCCGUCUGCAAGUCUCAGCCCAGGAGAAAGUUGCCAUCACCCGCUCGUAUGAACAGCUCCGAGCUCGUCUGGCAGCUCGCCGUCAAAAGUUGACUUCUUCUGGUGAAACGACAUCGCGACCUCCGUCAGCAGCUAUCUCGGAACAAGAUGUAUCGGAAGGUUCCAGGCGAGUAGAAGAAUCUGUGCCGCCAUCCCCGAGUGCUUAUGUUUCGCAGCAGGAGGCCUCGAUUGGACAUCACAACUACCGUGAAGCUGUUUUUGCAUUCAUAGACGAUGUUCAGCGCUUUCUUGACGAACAAGAUGAGAUCUUCGAUGUCUUGACUGCAGCUAUUGGUGAGCAGCCAAGUCUCAAGAAGUACAGAAGCCAACUAAGCUCAUCGAGCACUGAACUUUUAUUAGCCUGA
This is a messenger RNA of Haemonchus placei, 5142 nucleotides long. NCBI's taxonomy places the organism in Eukaryota, Metazoa, Nematoda, Chromadorea, Rhabditida, Trichostrongylidae. The record is from the annotation of a GenBank genome assembly.